Trichoderma reesei QM6a is the source of this 1287-nucleotide messenger RNA. RefSeq lists its product as uncharacterized. The record is from RefSeq and is a predicted model, not a curated record. The coding region runs from base 1 to 1287 and encodes 428 amino acids. NCBI's taxonomy places the organism in Eukaryota, Fungi, Ascomycota, Sordariomycetes, Hypocreales, Hypocreaceae. The transcript is spliced from 3 exons.
AUGCUGUGGAAAAGACUUACCGCCAUCUUCCUGCUGGCUGCCGGGCAGACGGCCUUUGCGCAAAGGUCCGACGAUGAAUCCAUCUGCGACUACUACGCCGCCAAGCGAUAUGGAGAGAGCAACAUCACGACGCAGCUGCUCCUGGUCCAGAGCAUCGUCACUCUUGCAUACGCCGGCGGCCACGACCUUCUCCCAGACGCAGAUAACGGCACUACCGGCAUCUUCAAUGAGGGUCUAUACAAGGGAGUUGAUGUGUACCUCCGGCCGUGGUUCGAUGGCUCAAAGGCGACGACGAACUUGAACAACCAGCCCGUGGGCAUCGACUGGCUUGACGGAGGAGCUACUGGGCCAUUGCUCUCGUUCUUGAACGGCUCAACGAGUACUGUCGACAUAGACAAGUCGACGAACCAAUAUCGUCUCUUCACUCACUGGUUUACGGCAUUCGGCUUCGUCUACGGCUGCAGCUCUGCACCCAAAUUCCCACGCACGGGUGAGAGCAGGGGCGGCCCUCUUUCCCCGGCAUACGUCCACAAGUUCAUGAACUUGAACCAGACGCACAUCGGAUACUUCAUCGAACAGCUCACGUUGGCGAGCAUGGCCUAUGGCUUCUCGUACGAGGACGCGCAGACGCUCUCAACGUUCAUGAACGCCCGGUACAAUGUGCGAUGUGCGCCGGCUAUCAAUGGUCAGCUCUUCUCCAUUUGCUUUGCAGAUGAGUGCCCGCUUGCGCAGCCCAAGCCCGACUGCGACGCAUACAAGGAGAUUGGGCCGAGUGGGACGGGCAAUGGCUCACAGUCGACAGCCACUACGGCAGGCCCAGGGUCAGCAACCAGCUCGGCGACGACGACGUCAAAUUCUCCCGGCUCUACAACUACCGCAGCGGGAGACGCAGGGCCAAGCCAAGAUUCUAAGCCUAGCACUGCCGCUCUCUCCGGCGGAGCCAUCGCAGGAAUCGCCAUCGGCGGCGCGGCCGUUUUGCUUCUGGCCGUCGGGUUGCUGUUGUAUUUCCGCCGUCGUUCCGCAAAGCCUCAGCUUGUGCCCGUUCCCGUACCUUCAAACGGUUACGGCUCUCCCGCCCACCCUACCUAUUCGUACUAUAGCUCAAAUCCGCACAUGAGCAUGGCCUCGUCAGUUCCACCAGAGACGUAUAUGGGAGGGCACAACACCGUGCCUGGGUUCUGGGCACAGCCAAAGCCACAGGAGAUGAGCCAAGGUGGCCAUGAGCCUAUGGCAGCUCCAAGGCCAGCGACAAUGUCGCCACAGAUAGCCGAGAUGGAGAGCCCGUGA